Messenger RNA from Episyrphus balteatus (marmalade hoverfly), 1611 nucleotides. RefSeq names its product succinate-semialdehyde dehydrogenase [NADP(+)] GabD (gene Ssadh). Lineage: Eukaryota; Metazoa; Arthropoda; Insecta; Diptera; Syrphidae. Gene Ontology annotation, molecular function: succinate-semialdehyde dehydrogenase (NAD+) activity. Bases 51 to 1568 code for a protein of 505 amino acids. The record is from RefSeq and is a predicted model, not a curated record. The transcript has 3 exons.
UUCUCAAGUGAAGAUAAUUUGCACUUUAAAAUUAAUAAGUCAAAUAAAAGAUGUUACGAAGUUUACUCUUGAGAAACAAAAUGUCAGACUUUGGACUUGUCCACAGAAAUAUAUCAUCCCUAAUUCAAUCCAAGGGAUUCAUCAAUGGAUCUUGGGUAGAUUCUUCGAAUCGAGAAACAUUUGCUGUAACAAAUCCAGCCAAUGGCAAGGUUAUUGCCAAUGUUCCAAAUAUGACUGCAGAUGAUGCAGAAAAAGCUGUUGCCGCAGCAAAGAAAACACUUCAUGCUCCCGAAUGGGCUGACCUUACGGCAAAGCAAAGGUCGAUUUUGUUAAAGUCGUGGUACAGUCUUAUUGAACAAAAUCGCGAGGAAAUUGCCAAAAUUAUGACUGCCGAGUCUGGAAAGCCCAUCAAUGAGUCCUUAGGUGAAGUCACCUAUGGAAACUCUUUCAUUGAGUGGUUUGCUGAAGAAGCACGUCGAAUCCACGGAGAAGUGGUACCAUCACCAACACCGAAUCGUGAAUUGAUUAUCAUGAAACAGCCACUUGGUGUGGCAGCACUCAUUACCCCAUGGAACUUCCCUCUGGCUAUGAUUACGAGAAAAGCUGGAGCAGCAUUAGCUGCUGGAUGCACCGUUGUAAUAAAGCCUGCCGAGGAUACUCCUCUUACUGCAUUGGCCAUUACCAAACUUGCCGUUGACGCUGGAAUUCCAAGUGGUGUGAUAAACGUUGUCACAACGAACAAAGCUGCUCCUGUCGGCAAUGUUCUCUGUACGAGUCCUGAUGUGGCUGGAAUUUCAUUCACAGGAUCCACAGAAGUUGGCAAGCUACUCUAUAGAAAUUGCGCUGAUGGAGUGAAGAGAAUUUCUCUCGAGCUUGGUGGCAAUGCUCCAUUCAUUGUCUUUGAUUCAGCCAAUUUAGAAAAAGCAGUUGAUGGAGCAAUUGCUUCUAAAUUCCGUAAUUGUGGUCAGACUUGUGUGUCAGCGAAUCGAUUCUUUAUCCAGCAAGGUGUCUACGAUAAAUUCAUUGAUCUCCUGAAAACAAAAGUAGCAGCUCUUAAAAUGGGCCCUGGAGAUGAAUCUAGUGUUCAAAUUGGUCCCUUAAUUAAUAAAGCACAAUUUACCAAAGUUAGCGCUUUUGUUGAUGAUGCUAAGAAGCAAAAUGGUACAAUUAUCGCAGGUGGCAAACCUCGUCCUGAUAUUGGUGAACUCUUUUAUGAGCCAACUAUUGUGACUGAUGUGAAAGCACCAAUGAAAUUGUACACUGACGAAGUCUUUGGACCUGUAUUGUCCAUAAUUAAGUUCAACAGUGAAGAAGAAGCAAUUGCCAAAGCUAAUGACACUAACAGAGGACUUGCUGGCUAUUUUUAUAGUGAGAAUGUCCAACAAAUAUUCAGAGUAGCACGUAAAUUGGAAGUUGGAAUGAUUGGCAUAAAUGAGGGAAUCAUCUCAACAGCCGAAGCACCUUUUGGAGGUGUCAAGGAAUCGGGUAUUGGCCGUGAGGGAUCUCACCAUGGAAUUGAUGAAUAUGUUGAGAUAAAGUAUCUUUGUUUGGGAAACUUAAAAUAUUAGAAUUAUAAAAAAAAUUAAUUAAAGAGAUUCCAUUAUUGAUUUU